AAACAAUAUCCUGUUUAAAAGAGAGAGAACGCCUAUGAUAGUUUUUCAGAAUUAUCGGGAGCAAUUUCAUUAAGCAGCUGGCUGUGUUAAACUCUCAAUACUGGAUUAGCUCCUACUGACUGAAGAAGUGUUGGUCUUUGAUGAAAGCAGUUACAUUUAAAAGUGGAAUUGAAAACCAUGGCAGCUUCUGCAUGUCGUGAACUGAUCCUAAAGGCAGCAUUUAUGUGCCUCCUUAAACUUGCCUUCAGCUACAGUUUCAGGAGUUGCACAGAGGACACAGAUUCUAACCAUAAAAUCUUCACAUGUAUUAAAUGUCACGAACCAGACAUAGCUACAAUUGUGAGUGAUGUAUAUCCCACAGCAACAAACCUUACAGUUUCUCGCAGUAACACUACAUAUGUUCAAGGCCGAAGCUUCUAUCAUCUGUCUAAUCUGACUUCUCUGGUACUGGACAGUAACUUUAUUUCUAAAAUCCACAAAGAUGCUUUUAAUAAUCUGCAACAACUUAAGACUUUAAAUCUGUCCUGCAAUAACAUAUCAUUUCUCCACCGUGAUGUCUUCAGUGACCUCCAUAGCCUCACAGAGCUGAUCCUGGAAAGCAACAAACUCAAUAAUACUGACAUGUUCCUGUUUUCCAAAUUGACAAACCUGAAGACUCUCGACCUACGCAGGAAUCGCCUAAAAAGCUUUUCCGCUUUGGUUGAAUGUAUAACAAACCUGUCUAGCUUGAUAAAACUGGACCUUUCCCAUAACAAGUUAACCACCCUGAAUCACUCCCACCGUCUGCCAGAGUCGCUUGCCAGUCUAAACCUCAGUUCUAAUAAUCUACACAAACUGGGAUGUGACAAGUCUUUCCUAAUGUAUGUGAAAGAACUAGAUUUCUCAGACAACAACAAAUUGUCAUCCGAGACUUUUCGGGGCCUGAAUCUGGAGAAUAUAAUGUACCUGCGAUUGCGCUUUACCGAUGUCUGUGUUUUCAAGCUUCUUAAUUAUACCAAUGUACGACCGUGGAGCAUCGACUUCUCUGGUUUGAAACUGAAGGACUCUCGUGCGCUGUCUUCAUUGUGUUAUCUUCUGCGACAUCACCACCAUAAAACACAACACAUACAUAACAUGUACCUCCAGGCCAAUUCCAUAAAAGCUCUAAAAAACAACACAUUUUGUAAUUGCCCAAAUAUCACAGGUAUAAUGGACCUCUCACUAAAUGAUAUGAAAACCACGGUCUGCUUACGGUUUCUGCAUGGUCAGUACCAACUGGAAAGUCUCAAAAUGGAACAUAACCAUCUGACCAAGCUACUGCCCUGCAGCAAAACAGAAAAGCUCUACAGCCUGAGAAGCCUGAGCUAUCGAUACAAUCGUAUUCUACAGGUCAAAGGUUUUGCCUUCAGUAAUACACCAAAAUUAACAAACCUUGAGCUAAACAUAAACAUAAUUGCUUAUAUGGACCAUAAAGCCUUACAUGGACUAAAAGAUCUUGUUACACUUCGUCUAGACAACAACCUUUUGACUGAUGUCUACAAUGACAGCUUUGAAGAUCUUACCAGCCUGAAGACUCUCAACCUGCGCAACAACCAAAUAGCUGUUAUUUUCAACUAUACCUUUCAUUCUCUGUCAAAUCUAACUAUUUUAGAUUUAGGUGGGAACAAGAUCACACAGCUGAAGCCACAUGCAUUUGAUGGGCUGCAUAGCUUGGCCAAUUUGUAUUUAGAUAGAAAUCGUCUGAAAGAGAUCGACAGCGGACUCUUUGGGAAACUCCAUGCCACCCUGAAGGUGCUGGAUUUAGAGGCUAACCACAUUGUUUAUUUUAGAGAACAUGCAUUGUCGCCAUUUAUAAAUAUGUCGAGGCUUCUCGACCUGAAACUUGAUGCACAGGAACCAAAUGGCAUAAACUUGUUGCCGCGUGCGUUUUUCCGGGGACUAACUUCUCUGAAAAGUCUUUACCUUACUAAUAACCAUAUCAUUGGAUUUGGUGCUGAAACAUUUGAUGACCUGAAAAGCUUGGAGUUAUUAACUCUAGACAACUCAUGUGCUGGGAUAGCCCAACUCUAUCCUGGUAUUUUCAAAAACCUUCGAAAAUUGAAUAAACUAUCUGCUGAGAACAUGGGCAUUCAAACUUUUUCAAAAGAGGUCUUUGGAAAUUUGACAGGACUAAAGACACUACAUCUGAAUCGCAAUGCCAUGAUAUCUUUGGACAUCAGUUUACUGGACAGUCUGACCAAUUUGACAUACAUUGACAUGCGCAGUUGUCCUCUAAGUUGUGGCUGCCGGAAUAGCGAUCUACAGAACUGGACUCUAACCAAUAAAAAACUCCAAUUUCCUUAUCUUUUCAAUAUUACAUGCCAAGACCAUCCAGGCUCAUAUUUUCACAACUUUGACACUAACGUGUGUUAUCUGGAUAUAGAACUCUACUUAUUUUCCUUAACUUUUACAUUCACAAUCUUAUUAACCUUAAUACCAUUUCUCUAUAUCAGACUUUAUUGGAAGUUUAAAUAUGGCUACUACGUGUUUCGUUCGUGGUUUGGAGAACAGUGGCGUCGCUUAAGGGACCAGGAGGAAAAAUACAAGUAUGAUGCCUUUGUUUCCUACAACUCGGCAGAUGAAGACUGGGUAAUGGAACAGUUGCUACCGAAUCUCGAAGGUUCUUGUUUUCGGCUCUGCCUCCACCAUAGAGAUUUCGAGCUGGGCCGCGAUAUUGUCGACAACAUUGUGGCUGCUGUAUAUGGAAGUCGCAAAACGAUCUGCGUGGUCAGUCAGAGCUUCCUUCGCAGUGAAUGGUGCUCACUGGAGAUCCAGCUGGCCAGUUAUCGUCUCUUUCAAGAAAUGCAGGAUGUGCUUUUGCUGGUCUUUCUGGAGCCUAUACCUAAGCGGCAACUGUCCACUUAUCACCGUAUGAGAAAGGUCAUGCUCAAAAAGACCUAUUUGCAGUGGCCUGGGUCAAAUUGUUCUGAUCCAAGCAGUGCAAAAGAACUGUUCUGGAAUCAGUUAAAGAGAGCACUAAGGAGCAGCAACACUGGAAACCAAGAGGAGCAGAAGAUGGAGGAGAAUGAUCAGAGGAGACAAGAGAAGGAUAUGGAGAAAAGAGAAUAUUUUGUGAAUCAGACACCAACAGAUAAGGAAGAGUAUUACCUAAUGCCCUGACUAUAUGUAUAAGGCCAAAGGCUAUAAAUUCUAUAGCCUGAAUAUAUUACAAACAUGUAAAAAUAAUAAUAAUAAUGGAAAAGAUACAAAGUCACCAGAAGCGAUUUUUUAUUUUUAUAAGGCUUUUGUGGUAAAAAUGUAAUGAAAAUUAAAUAAAUUAAAUAAUUAAGUAAAUAGAAAUUCAACAGGUAAAAUAACGGUGAUCUGUUUACUUUACAAGAGUAUUAAACAGCUGAAUUCUUAUAUUUCAGUUUACUACAAGAUAUUUUACCAGAUAUAAAACUUAAAUUGUGAAAUCAGUUUGAUAUAAAAAAUGUAAAUUUUGUACUGCUUUAUUAAAAGGAUAUAACAAAAUCACAUGCAGCUUAUUUUACAGUAUACUGUAUCUAAGGGAAAAAAAGCCUAUGACUAAAUUAAUAAAUAAAAUAAAUAAAGACAGUAAACAAUAAACAUUUACUCUAUUAAUGCAGGAGAACAAAAGAAGCUUAUUGUGCAGGGCUUUUGAUAUUUAUACAGCACAGAGUUAUUUGAUCUUAAAAAGUUCUUUUCACUCUUACUACAUGUGUUACCAGUAUAUACGAACAUAUUAGAGAAAUCAUAAUGUAAGCACACUGAACUCUCAAAUUCAAAUCACAUGUAGAGGUGAUGGUCUUUCAAUUUUUGUAAAUAUAAAAAGGUAAAUCUGUAAUGCAAAAAAAAAGAAAAAAGAAAAAAAGUUACUCGUACAAAGACGGUAAGAUGUAUGCAUAGUUGGACCAUAUCAUCACCAAUGAUGAUUAGAUGAGACUAACCAUGGCAAACAGCCUUUUCUAUAGGUAAAGGGGUGGAUAAAAUGGUGUAAUUGACCUGGGACAGUGUGUCAUACCAAGAUGGUCUGACCUGCGCUGUGUGCUAUAUGGAUGUGGACACCGAACAAAGGGCUCGUACUGAAAGCCCUCUGAAAGAUAGGAUGCUGAGAAUGGCAAGGGAGCCCAUCUUUCUCUUUCAUCCUGAACUUGCUGCUGAUGGGACCAGAAUCUGGAUCCUCCAAAAGAUGGUUUGUUUGUUUCUUGUUUUCUGCUCUCAUAUAUAAAAUUAUGAUCUGUUUCUUCUGUGCACUGUUGAGAGAUUCUGGAGCGAUCAAAAUGUACACUUUUCAAACUCUCUCCUGUGCUCAGUGACCGCUGCUGGGAAAAGGAGUUCACCGGAUGAUCAAGCCAGGUGGGGGCUCUGAGUAUAGGGGCGGCAUGCUGGGUAAAGGUCUGGCUCUGGUUAAAGAGGUCUCUGCUGGGAUUAUUCUGAGCUAUGAAGCAAUCCUGAGAAAAUUCAGCUGCCCUCCACUGGCCAAACUGCAAAGACUGUACAUUCAAAUUCACAUGCAAAAUAGAGUCCUGAACUGCAAGGUGUCAAAUGUUUUUUCCUCUGCAAUAGUCUAGUUUAUGACAACUUUGCUAUUAUUUGGACUUGAUUCUUUACUGUUUUUGCUGGAAGACAUUAAACUUUUUGUCUGAUUUCACUGA
Megalobrama amblycephala (Wuchang bream) is the source of this 4637-nucleotide messenger RNA. RefSeq names its product toll-like receptor 21 (gene tlr21). Gene Ontology annotation, biological process: toll-like receptor signaling pathway; inflammatory response; immune response. NCBI's taxonomy places the organism in Eukaryota, Metazoa, Chordata, Actinopteri, Cypriniformes, Xenocyprididae. Gene Ontology annotation, cellular component: membrane. The record is from RefSeq and is a predicted model, not a curated record. Gene Ontology annotation, molecular function: protein binding; transmembrane signaling receptor activity. The coding region runs from base 178 to 3138 and encodes 986 amino acids. The transcript has 2 exons.